AUGGCUUCGCUCCAGUCUCUAGAGCUGGCACUUGGACAAGUAGCCACCGCAGCCUCGUCCAAGAAACAGCCGUUAUCAGACGCCCAGUACAGCGCCGGCCUCAGCUUCUUCACUACAGGCUCUGGGUGGGCAACAUACCAAAAGUUCAUCAUCCCUCAGCUAUCCAAAGUUCUAGCUCCGCUCUUCAAGUCGCGCAGCCGGGUCUCGGUGCUGGAGAUUGGACCGGGCCCAAAGAGCGUGCUUGCACAUCUGCCUCGCCAGUAUAGGCAGAAGAUUAAAAGAUAUGUUGCAUACGAGCCGAAUAAAUUGUUUGCUACAAACUUGCAAGAGUGGCUUUCCUUUAGUGCGGAAGGAGGGCCUCCACUGCCAUGCCUCGAGAGUCUUUCAGACAUCCGGCGAGUACCAUUUGUUCUGGGCAGCGAUGCAAACAUGAACGCUCCUACGAAUGAUGGCGACGAGAAAUUCGACAUCGUCUUGUUCUGCCAUAGUAUGUACGGCAUGAAGCCUCAACGCAGCUUUAUCGAACGAGCACUGGAAAUGCUUGUUGAGCAGCCUGGCGAUGGAAUGGUGGUUGUCUUCCAUCAAGCUGGUGUCUUGCACUUUGACGGCUUAGUAUGCCACCGCACAGCUUCUUUCCCUACCGGAGAUAUCCUCGUGGCGGAUGAAGACAAAGCAUUGGACUCCUUUGCUCCUUUCAUCGCCGGCUUCAUCAUGAAGAACGUUGGAGAGGACAUUGCAGUGCGGAAAAGGUGGCGUGAAGUGUGUCGCGCCCUGGGUCGCCGCAAGGAAGGCCACCCAUAUCAUCUCCACUUCAGCGCGCCAGAGGUCAUGAUGGCCUUUACUCGACAUGCCACUGCGUUGCCGGACUUGGCAGCGGAUGUGCCGUUGAUGAAAGGAGAAAAGAAAGUCAAGAACAGGGAGGUACGUCUUCACCGUCCUGCUGCCAUAGCCAGGCCAAGACAGAUACGGCAUGUCCAGCAGUGUGUUCAAUGGGCCUUGAAGCAUGGAGCGAGUCUAACUGUUGUUAGCGGAGGCCAUAGCGGCCAAUGUCUCUGGUCUGAUGUCGUCGCGGUCGACAUGGAAGCCUUUGACCAAGUACACAUUCUCACGGCUGGAGGCUCUGGAUCCGGCUCAGGUUCUUUGGUCGUUGCCGAGGCUGGUUGCAAGACUGGGGACAUCAUUCGCAAUGCUAUGGAAGUAGGGCUGACUGUGCCCUUGGGUUCUCGUCCAAGUGUGGGAGCAGGACUAUGGCUUCAAGGAGGCAUCGGACAUUUGGCUCGCCAACAUGGGCUCGCGAGUGACGCUAUUGUCGGCGCUGUGGUGGUUAGCCUGGACUCUGGAAAGGUCCUGUGCAUUGGCCAAGUACCAAGUGAACAUUGUCCAGACGAUGCUGUGCGUCCGGACAAUGAAUCUGACCUGUUAUGGGCCAUCAAAGGGGCUGGAACUAACUUUGGCAUCGUCGUUAGCGUUACCUUUAAAGCUUUCAAUGUUUCGACGUAUACGGUGCGAAGCUGGAAUGUCCCCCUAAGUGAUGACGAUAACCUCGACCCGCAGCAAUGGCUCAAGCAGUUCAAUGUAGUCGCUAAGAAACUACCCGAUAUCUGGUCUGCAGACGCGUAUCUGUACUGGGAGGCUGAUCAGUUGCAUCUUGGCGUGACCAUGUAUGAGUCCCAAAGUGUCAACCUCAACGUCGAAACUCCUACAUGUACGCCAUUAGAUGAAGUCUUGGGACCUCAAAAUAGCUUCAAGGUUGUGGAUGGCGUUGGUCUAUUCGAUACCGAGAUGUACAUGUCUGCGAUGCAUGGCGGACACGGCGGCGGCAAGACAUCUUCGUUCAAACGAUGCCUCUUCAUAAAGGAUAUCGGAGCAGUCGACAUCGCCAAUGUCUUGAUAGAGGCUAUAGCGACUCGUCCCUCAGCACUCAGCUAUCUCCAUCUCAUCCACAGCGGCGGAGCAGUCGCCAACGUUGCUGCUAAUGCCACCGCUUUCGGCUGUCGAGACUGGGAAUUUGCCUGUGUCAUCACCGGGGUCUGGCCCCGCGACCAAUACGGCACGGAUGCUGCUCAAUCUGCCGUGAAGUGGGUUUACGGCGUUGCUGAGAAGUUGCUGCCCCUGAGCAGCGGAGUUUAUGGAGCCGAUCUUGGGCCAGAUCCAAGAGAUGCUGCUCUAGCAACCAAUGCAUUUGGACCAAACCUGCCACGACUGGCUCGUCUCAAACGCGACUUGGAUCCUCAACAUGUGCUGGCCUCUGCCUGCCCACUCCCAAAGAUUCCAAUGGAGCCGGAGCUCAUCAUUCUUGUCACGGGUGAAAGCUGCGCGGGCAAAGACUAUUGCGCCAAUGUUUGGGCUUCUGUGCUCUCCGAGGAUGCUGACAGAAAUAUCAAAGCGCGGGCGGUCAGCAUUAGCGAUGAGACGAAGCGAGAAUACGCAGCUGCUACUGGAGCUGAUUUGCUGGCCUUGCUUAAUGAUCGUGCAUACAAAGAACAGCACCGGCCAGCAUUGACAGAGUUCUUCCAGGAACAGGUACGGCAGCGAGCAAAGUUGCCAGAGGAGCAUUUUAUGAAUGUGGUUUAUGGCGCUGCAGAUGUGGAUGUUUUACUAAUCACUGGGAUGAGAGAUGAGGCGCCGGUUGCUGCUUUUUCACAAUUGGUUCCGGACAGCAGGCUUCUCGAGGUUCGCGUCGAGGCCAGCAAUGAGACAAAAAGAGCUCGUCGAGGUGGUCAUUGCGAUGACGAUGGUGAUUGCACUGACCGCCAUCAAGAUUUUGAAGAAUUGGCGAAAGAGUUGGACUGCCCCAGCCUCAUAUUUGACAAUAACGCAGCUGGAGAUGAAGCGGCAGAGAGUUUUUCCAAACAACACUUGUUUCCCUUGCUUCAUAAAGACAUGCAGCGGUUAGCCGACAUGGUUCGUCCAAUACCCAACUUUCCCCGCCAGGGCAUCGAGUUCCAGCACGUCCUCGAUAUCUCUCAGCAGCCAGGUGGGUUGGCCUUAUGCUCCUCUCUACUGCAAACCCACUUCAGCGGUGACUGGACCAAAGUCGGUGCUAUAGCAUGCUGCGAGGCUGGAGGCUUUGUCUUUGCGUCAGCCUUGUCUGUACAGGUUGAUGUGCCCUUGUUGCUGAUUCGCGAGAAUGGAAAGCUCCCGCCACCUACCAUCUCCGUCGACAAGUCCCCGUCGCACAUCUCAUCGCAUUGUUCAGGGGAGAAGAAGAUUGCGAUGGACCGGGAUAUGGUUUCCAGAGGGGCUUCGGUGGUGGUGAUGGAUGAUGUACUUGCUACAGGGGAGACGCUUUGCGCCGUCUUGCAGUUAUUAGUAAAAAAUGGUGUUAAUCCUGGAGACGUGAGUGUUAUGGUUGUGGCCGAGUUUCCUGCUCAUGGUGGGCGCCAACUACUGCACAGACGCGGCUUUGGCAGAGUCAAUGUUCAAAGCCUGUUAGUCUUUGGGGGUCUUUGA
Molecule: messenger RNA, 3453 nt
Organism: Trichoderma atroviride IMI 206040
Lineage: Eukaryota; Fungi; Ascomycota; Sordariomycetes; Hypocreales; Hypocreaceae
Biological process (GO): cholesterol biosynthetic process
Cellular component (GO): cytoplasm
Molecular function (GO): FAD binding; phosphomevalonate kinase activity
Source: RefSeq, a predicted model, not a curated record